Xenopus tropicalis (tropical clawed frog) is the source of this 779-nucleotide messenger RNA. RefSeq names its product phospholipase A2 group XIIA (gene pla2g12a). Lineage: Eukaryota; Metazoa; Chordata; Amphibia; Anura; Pipidae. The record is from RefSeq and is marked provisional. Gene Ontology annotation, biological process: phospholipid metabolic process; lipid catabolic process; arachidonate secretion. Gene Ontology annotation, cellular component: cytoplasm; extracellular region. Gene Ontology annotation, molecular function: calcium ion binding; A2-type glycerophospholipase activity.
CUGCUGCAUUGCUUGUGACAGACUGUGCCCAUCAGCAGCGAUGUUUCUCAGGGGGUAUUUCUGCGUCUUGUGGUUCGCAUGUUGCGCGCCUCGGAUAAGUCACCAGACGUUAUGGCAUCGCUCCGAUCAGCAGCCCGAAACCCCAGACUGGAGGAUGACUCUAAAGACCAUCAGGAAUGGAGUGCAUAAAAUUGAUAUGUACCUGAAUGCUGCCCUGGACCUGCUGGGAGGAGCAGAUGGGCUUUGUCACUAUAAGUGCAGAGAUGGAUCAAAGCCAGUUCCACGCUAUGGCUACAGACCUGCCCCACCUAACGGAUGCGGAUCACCGGUGUUUGGGCUUCAUUUUGAUAUUGGCAUUCCCUCCAUGACAAAGUGCUGCAAUCAGCAUGAUCGCUGCUAUGACUCCUGUGGUAUGAUGAAAAAUGACUGUGACGAGCAGUUUCAGAACUGUCUGUCCAAAAUCUGCACGGAUGUACAGAAAACCCUGGGUAUAUCAGAGAGUGUGAAAGCUUGUGAAACAACAGUGGGACUCCUGUUUGAUGCCGUCAUACAUUUAGGAUGUAAACCUUACCUGGAGAGUCAAAGAGCUGCCUGUAUAUGCCAAUAUGAGGAAAAGAUUGAUCUAUAGCCAGAACCAACAUAGGAUUUGUUGCUGUAAUUAAUCUGAUGCCAAGUAUCAAUGCCAAAGAGACCAAAUUGGGUCUAUUUAAACUUUUUUUGUUUAUUUAUAAACAGCACGAAGAAAAAGAAAUUGUAGUUGUUUUAAUAAAUUUUACCUU